This is a messenger RNA of Antechinus flavipes (yellow-footed antechinus), 2432 nucleotides long. RefSeq lists its product as uncharacterized. The record is from RefSeq and is a predicted model, not a curated record. Lineage: Eukaryota; Metazoa; Chordata; Mammalia; Dasyuromorphia; Dasyuridae. The transcript has 2 exons. Bases 30 to 2345 code for a protein of 771 amino acids.
UCAAAGAUAAAGAGAAAAUUUCUGCCGAGAUGGAAGAACAUUUGAAAAGUGCCGUUGAGGAGCUGUCAUGGGUGGUCAGAGAGGAAGAAGGGCUGAGCAGCAGCGUGCGAGACCCUUUACAUCUUGUCCACGAGGCCGUAGUUUCACCAGAGCAAGGUGUUUCAGUGAAAGAUGCAGAAGUCAGACUGUUAAACCAGGAAAAGCGAGAGUGUGUUGAGGAGUCCCAAGAACAUCCCCUAAAGGAGGUUUCUGAGCUGCCUCAGGAUCCGAAGCGGGAGCCUGGGCUGGGGAUCACUGAGGUGAAACGGGCUUGUGCAGACAUCGUGGAUGGGACAUACAGGAAAGCAGGUGGGCCCACAAGAGCGGGAACCCUUCCACUUAGAGGCCCGAGAGACAGGGAGCCACAGAGCCUCAGUGGAGUUAAUGCCAAUUUAAACGAUCAACUCCGUGAGUUGGAUCUUCAUCAAAAUGGCUCGUGUGCAACACCAGAGAGCCAGACGGCAGCUUUUCAGGAGGAAGGAGAUGAGACUGAGUGGGUGGAGGAAGCUGUGCUGGAGGAUCUUAAAAGGAAGUUUUCACCUGCAGAGAAACACUUGGAGAAAGCUUGGGACUCCGAGGGUGAUGAGCAAAAUGGGGGUGAGGAAAUGCAAAAACUCAGCUCCCGUGUGCAAGGAGUGAAUGGGGAGCUGCUCCAAGAAUCUGAAAAGAGCAGAAACCUCCAGCUGGAGGAUGUCGGGGAAAUCACUUCCCGUGAGCAGGAGAGAGCCUUGCAAGGUGCCUUUGGUGCCCAGAAAGCUGAACCGGAGAGGCUGCGUAGUAAGGUAGGCCUUCAGUCGGGAGAGCCUCCCUGCCAUGAGUUGGAAUAUCAAAAUGUUCUCAAAAGGUUCAGUUUGGAAUCUGAAGAAAACCGAUGUUUAAAAUUUGACAUGAGUGAGGAGGACGAAACGAUUGAAGAUGGCCCCCUUGGUGGGGAAGCGCCAGUGGAGGGAGUGAUGUUAGAGGUAGUCACUGGUGACUUGAUGGAAAAGUACCUGGUCUGCAGCGAACAAGAUCAUUUGAGUGUCUCUGAGACACCCGAGUAUUUUGACAUAGAAACUGCUUUUCAGAGUAAAUCCGAGAGAGGGAGUCUGGGCUUCGUAUCAGACGAGCUAAUCAUCGGCUUUGAUGAAAAAAUGGAUUCCGGUGACUUGUCAGAAGGAUUGUUUGCUGACCCGGUGACAGACGUGCAGUACGGCAGGGGCUUCUCUCGUGGAGACUUAUGGGAGUUGAUGGACAAAGAUAAGGUUUACUUGGGAGAGCGGUGUGGGAAGUUAAAUCAGCUACCUAUAGAAAAGAAGAUGGCCCUCAAGAAUUUCUCUCAGGAGAUUGAAAAGGCUGAGGAGACAUGGUGGGAGGGGGGCCACAGCCUCCCAAUCGAACUGAACCAGGAGGGGGAAAGCUCAUUUUCUUGUGCUGAGAUUGUGCCAAGGCUGGAGGAAGAAGCUGAAAAUCCAACGGGAGCUGUGGCUGCAGCUGGCGGCGUCCCACAUUCACAAGGCCCAUCUUCAGCGUCUGCUCAGGGUCUUCUCUGGCCUGGGAUGGUCGAGAUCUGCCCUGUGGAAGUGGAGAGGGGAGCAGGAGAGAGGACUUCCGACUCGGCGCAUCUGCACAGUCAGGAGGAGGACAGGCUGCAGGGCCAGCUGGAUGCCCACCAAGGCAGAAGCCAAAGAUCUGCCGGGCGCCUGGGUCAGAAAACCACUCUAGAGGAGGCUCUGCUGCAGGAGGUGGAGACCCUGAAGGCCGAGAUCGCUACUAAGGAAAGUCUGUUUACCCAAAUUGUCAAAGAAAAAAAUAAUUUGGAAAAAAUGUUUUCUAAAGAUAGAGAAAAUCUUGAGGAAAACAUAUUCGAACUGACUGAGAAAAUUAAAUGCUUGGAAAAAGAACAGCGGUGUGAAAAAAUAGAAUUAGUGGGACGGUCUAAAUUGGCUCCUUCAGAGGGUCAGAAACCUGAUGCUGAAAUAGAGGCAGAAGACUCAGAUAUCAUGCAAGCAGAGAAUAACCCGAUUCCACCAAUGGUUUCCUUGAAAAAUGCUCUAGCAGACCCCCCGUGGCGGCCGCAGGGGGAAGCACAGAAAGCUGCUUGGGCUCUGGAGGACGUCUGGUCGGAGCUGAGCAGCCGCUAUGAGAAGCAGAUGACUCAGUUGAAGCAUCAGCAGGAGGCCGAGAGGGCCCAGCUGAAGCGGGAGCACCAGAAAGAGGUGGAGGCCAUGAGUGAACAGAUGAAGGAAGAGCUGGGCAAGCGGCAGCACAAGUGGGACGAAGAGCGGAAAGAACAGAUUGGCAUGAUUAAGCAGGUAUUCCCGUGACCGGCGCGGUCCUUCCUCUUGUCCGGGAGCCGUCCUCCGGUGGCCACGCCGGCCUGGCCGCCUCGCAGGCGCAGAAUGAGGGGCUGA